This is a messenger RNA of Vitis vinifera (wine grape), 2013 nucleotides long. Its product is annotated as beta-amylase 1, chloroplastic. The transcript has 4 exons. The record is from RefSeq and is a predicted model, not a curated record. The coding region runs from base 104 to 1732 and encodes 542 amino acids. Lineage: Eukaryota; Viridiplantae; Streptophyta; Magnoliopsida; Vitales; Vitaceae. Gene Ontology annotation, biological process: polysaccharide catabolic process. Gene Ontology annotation, molecular function: beta-amylase activity.
AUUUUUCCCCUUUUAGUCGAUUAAUCCUUUAUCAUAAUAGUCCCCUCUCUAAACGUUUCGGCAAUACAGCACCAUUUGAAACCCUAACCAUAAUUCUUUUUCAAUGGCGAUCGCUUCUCCCUCUGUUCCAACCUUCUUUGCCUCCUUCUGCUGCACCGGGGCCGAGUGCACUCGCUUCUUCCUCCGAUCGCCAUCCCUCGUCGGCAAUCGAUCCCACCGGACACGUCGGUGUCGGCUCACUAUCUCAUCGGGUCUCAACUCAUCGAAGCCGUCCGACGCCGGAGGGCAUGUGUCCCCAAACAACGGGGAUUUCCAGUACGAGCUCCAGCAUGGGUUCUCGGCGCAGCGGAGUAAGGGGUCGCCGGUGUUUGUGACACUGCCGGUGGACGUCGUGAGCUCUUCGGGGGAGGUGCGGCGGUGGAAGACGAUGGUGCAGUCGUUCCGGGCAAUCGCAGCGGCGGGGGUUGAGGGGGUGGUUAUGGAAGUUUGGUGGGGGCUGGUGGAGAGAGAGGAGCCUAGGGUUUAUAAUUGGCAGGGGUAUAUGGAGAUUGUUGCAUUGGCUCGAAGGUGUGGGUUGAAGGUUCGAGUUGUGAUGGCGUUUCAUCAAUGUGGCACUGGACCUGGUGAUCCUUCCUGGAUCCCUCUUCCUCAAUGGGUGCUUGAAGAGAUGGAUAGAGAUCCAGAUUUAGCAUUUUCUGACAGGUUUGGAACAAGGAAUAUGGAGUACAUUUCCUUAGGAUGUGAUAUUCUUCCUGUUCUGCGGGGGCGAUCUCCAAUCCAAACAUAUGUAGAUUUUAUGAGGAACUUCAGAGACACUUUCAAACCUUUUCUUGGUCUUACCAUAACAGUGAUUCAAGUUGGGAUGGGUCCUGCCGGUGAAUUAAGAUAUCCUUCAUGCCCUUCUCAUAAGCUAACAUGGGCUUGGAGGUCUUAUGAACUUGGAGAGUUCCAGUGCUAUGAUAAGUACAUGCUUGCAUCCCUGAAUGCUUGUGCUAGGGAGAUUGGAAUGCAUGAGUGGGGAAAUGGGGGUCCUAUUGGCACUGGGAACUUGAUGCACAAUCCCGAACAUACUGAAUUUUUCAGAAGUAACGGGUCUUGGAAUACACCAUAUGGUAAGUUUUUCCUUGAAUGGUACUCAAGAAUGCUACUUCUGCAUGGAGAGAGGAUAUGCAAGGAAGCAGAGACCAUUUUCCGUGGUAUUGAAGUUCGCACAUCAGCGAAAGUGGCUGGAAUCCACUGGCAUUAUGGUACACAAUCUCAUCCAUCCGAGUUAACAGCUGGCUAUUAUAACACAUCGAUCAGAGAUGGAUACCUCCCAAUUGUUCGCAUGUUCUGUAAGUAUGGAUUUACCUUGUGUUCCACAUGCUUUGAAAUGCAAGACGCAGACGAGAAACAGAGGAACCCAGUCAGUAGUCCAGAAGGUUUUCUUAGACAACUUCUAUUGACCGCUAGGAUUUGUGGUAUACCUCUGGAAGGGGAAAAUUCUGGAGCUAGGUUGGAUGACAAAUCAUUUCAACAGGUGCUAAAGAUGUCGAGUUUCUACUCAGACGGUCUGGAAAAACCAUCCUUUUCAUUCAACUUUGUGAGGAUGGACAAGAACUUUUUUGAAUACGAUAAUUGGGUCCGCUUUACUCGCUUUGUUAGACAAAUGUCUGGUGGCCACAAUUUUCGAGCCAAGCUAGAUUUUGGAAGAGUGUCCAGUAUGAAAGUUGGAGCAGCUUGUGCAUAUUAAGGAGUUUUUACUUCCUGAUUCAUACCCACCAUGCUCAUUUUGCAUUUUUCCCACUAUCAUUUACAGUAUUUACCCAAUACAUGACUUGGUGAUGCAUCUAAUGUACUAUGUGUGGCAAUGCUUCAUUUUUUUGUGAUUUGUUUGUUUUUUCCGUGUCUGGAAACACCAAUCCAGUGUACUACGGAUAGAACAUUGCCUUCCUGAUAUUUUAAAAAUGGUUGGCUCUUUAUAUACUUCUAUAUACAUCUUCCCAUUUAACAAUGAAAUACAUUUUCCCUCUA